This is a messenger RNA of Thalassophryne amazonica, 759 nucleotides long. RefSeq lists its product as uncharacterized. Bases 7 to 759 code for a protein of 250 amino acids. The record is from RefSeq and is a predicted model, not a curated record. The transcript is spliced from 4 exons. NCBI's taxonomy places the organism in Eukaryota, Metazoa, Chordata, Actinopteri, Batrachoidiformes, Batrachoididae.
UUCCGGAUGCUGGAUAAAAAUCUGAAUUAUCGGAGCCAGCUUUUGCACUCUGCUGUGAGGCAGCAUGGCUUUGAGAGCAGCACUCAUCUGAAAAUCAACUACAACGACUUGUUGCCAGUGGUGGCUGGUUUACACUGGAGGAGUCCAUGUAAAAACGCAGUACAGAAAAAAUGGGAAGGCACGUUGAGCGUGUACACCCCCUGGCUGUACGUCUACACUGCCCACAGUCUCAGGAAGCAGCAGCGCCACACACUCCAGCUCACCUCAGAGUUAACAGCCAGCAAGUGGCUGACCGUCCGUAACCUCCUCCUGCAGGCCUCCUACAUGGCCAGGGGCAGCGAGAAGGAGGCCCGCCUGCACCUCUCCACAACCGCUGUCAUCUACCUCCAAGCAGGAGGCUGGGCUGUGGUGGGGAAGCGAAGCGUGAAGGCCUCCUGCUGGUUGACCUCAAUGUGGACGCCUCCCCUCAGAGGAGACGUCUUUCUGGAGGCUUUGAAAUUCAGCCAAACAUUGCAGAUGGCUUCUAGUUGUGGGAAGCACAACAUCAGCCUCUCUGCUGCCCUCAGCGCUGUGGACAAGAUUUUGAGAAAGAGGUACACAACAUUGCUGAUGACCUUCUCAGACCCAAACGGUCUGUCUAAAGAGCUGCAGAUAGAGGGAGCUGUGCAGGAGGUGAGGAAGGACAAGAAGAUGUACCAGAAAACUGCACUGCUCCAGCUUAGGUCCGUGCAACAGUAUGACCUAUGUGCAAUGAAUUAA